Molecule: messenger RNA, 2275 nt
Organism: Bipolaris maydis ATCC 48331
Lineage: Eukaryota; Fungi; Ascomycota; Dothideomycetes; Pleosporales; Pleosporaceae
Biological process (GO): positive regulation of transcription from RNA polymerase II promoter by galactose; DNA-templated transcription
Cellular component (GO): nucleus
Molecular function (GO): DNA-binding transcription factor activity, RNA polymerase II-specific; RNA polymerase II cis-regulatory region sequence-specific DNA binding; zinc ion binding
Source: RefSeq, a predicted model, not a curated record
AUGGAGCAACAAAACCCGGCCGGGACAUGCCGCAAACGUCGCCUUCGAUACGUAUGGCGAGCCUGCGAUGUGUGCCGGCGACGCAAAGGCAGAUGUGACGGCCGUAAGCCUUGCGACUUCUGUCGCUCGCGUGCGUUGGACUGUCGCUACACCGUUGACCCAGACUCGACAAACGAGCCUUCGCAGCCAGAGGAUCCUGCUGCAUCUUACUCUGCCCAUGCUCUUAGCAAGGGCGAGUCCAUCUCUCGUGUCGUACUUGCGCUGCAAGCACAGCUUGACAGCCUCGUCACACAUAUGGAGUUGUCCAACGAAUUACACACCUCACCAAACCCGGCCCUCGAAGGGUUGAGCUCUGCCCUCCCCCCUUCCAGGGAUGCUCAGAUCAACGCAAACCCAACAUCAACACUCAAUGCUCCCACAGCAGCCGUCGCAAACACGUCAAAGCCAUCUACUCGUCGCUUUUACGGUCCGACAAGCCCUGACUAUAGUCUCAAUGCUGCUGCGAUCAAGCUGCGAAUGGCCCAAGCUCCUCCUGGCGGCCCUACUAUCCCAGAAGAGACCAAUCCUAGCCUGGAAGAUGAUCAAAUCGACGACGACGACGAGCGCAAUCUGGUUCAAGAUGAAGUCCAUGGGUCUGGCGUUCAAGAGCGCCUUGCUAAAACUAGGCUACGCCAAUGUCUGGCUCAGUUGCCAUGGCUCAUUGCCAGAAACGACGCCCUGCGCCUUUUGAAUGUAUACCAUAAUGUCAUUGGCCGCCUUCAUCCUAUUUUGGAUCCAAAGCGGCUUGUCGAGCAGGCCGAGGCCUGCUAUGUGUUCCAUUCGAAACCCACGUCCGAUGCCUCAAUUCUCCAUGAAGACACCAUUCUGAUCUUAUAUUUAGCACUCUCAAUCGCGCUUGCUGCCGAACCAGCCUCGCAGUCACAUAUUGGGAAAACGCUGUAUAAAGGCGUGGAGCACCUGAUCAAGUUGAAAUUAGCAUCCGAAGUGUCAAGCCUAGACCAUGUUCUAAUCGCAUUAUUGGCGUCUAUUUACCACUUCUUCACUGGUGACACGCGUUUGGCAUGGCGAGUAUGCGGAAUUUCGGGGCGUAUGGCAAUGGAACUUGGGCUUCACCGCCGAGACGUCCAUUGCCAUCUUUUGCGAGACGAGAAGCAACGCACUGGAAUCAGCGCUCUCAUCUGGAGCAUAGUGAUCUUGGAUAGGCAAUGGAGUGCUGCCACUGGCUUGCCUCAAAACUUUCAGGAAUCAGAUUUUGAUCAAUCCAUAGAGCCUCCGGUGAGUCAUCUAGAGGACGCCUGGUACCUUCGAGCGAUGAUCUCAUACACCUUCAUGAGUCCAAAGUUCGAAGUACCCAUAUACCGAGUUGCUGCUGGUGCAACUUAUGAGCAAGAUGACGCUUUCGAACUACUCAAUUUCCAGAUUGACCAAUGGCUGAAGAAGGCCAUAGACGGUUACGGUAUCUACCACCCAUCCCCUGAGACAGCUGUUGGUGUAAAGCCAACGGCAGACCCCUCAAAACCCCCGUCACCCGUGGCCACGUUGCUCUAUCUGCGUGCCAAUGCCUUCCGGAGUAUCAUCCUUCGCCCAUUCUUUCUUUCAGGCUCCCACUCCAAUGUGAGCGUUAAAAUGAUCAAACCUAGCAUGAAAAUCAUCUCCGACACUAUCGGUGUACUCUCUUUGCUGAACUCCAGCACCGACGUUUACAAAACCCAGCAUCCGUUCUUCCAACAUUUCCUCAGCUCUUCAUGUGCACUUCUUUUCUUAGUGGUGGCGUAUGUUCGCGCGGACCGCAACCGGGCGGUCAUCAUGCAGUCCGCUGAUUUGCUGGAGCCUUUUCCUGGCUUUGUAAAGCGAGAGGUGGAACGCGCAUUGGCUCUCACGACAGCGUAUAGUACACUGUCGCAGAAUUCCUCCAGACUCGCGAAGAGGCUGCGUCAUUUGGAGGAGCAAUUAGCUCGGCCAGACUUUCUCCAACCUCCUCCAAUCGAGACCGCCCCUGAUCGAAUUCUGCAACCACAGCAACAUCAGCAAAGACCCCAGAUUCAAAGAGGACUAGGUGAGAAGGGAGAUGCUGUUAGCGGCGCUAUUGGCGUGUUCCUGGAUCAGGCAGAUUUUCUGCAAGUCGCGGAUAACACUAUGGGAGAUGAAACAAUGAAUGGCAUGUGGUGGAACGACAUUGAUAUGCUUUGGCCGGAUUGGCCGAGCAACGAGGUAGUGGCGAGUCAGUGUGUAUAAAUAUAUUUUCCUAUCCAUAUUAAGCAGAUGUUUCGGGUUC